Closterium sp. Naga37s-1 is the source of this 720-nucleotide messenger RNA. Lineage: Eukaryota; Viridiplantae; Streptophyta; Zygnematophyceae; Desmidiales; Closteriaceae. The record is from the annotation of a GenBank genome assembly.
AUGGGGAAAACCGAGGAAAAAGAAAGGCGGGAAGAGGAAUCCGAUAACGAGGAGCCCGAAAAAGCGGGAUCAGGAGCGGAAGGUUGGGCAUGGAAAGAGGCGGGGACAGCGGGGGAAGCACGGAUAGGGUCAGAGACGGGGGGAGAGGAUCAGGACGGGGAAGGGGGAAGGGCGGAGACGGGGGCAAGAGACGCGGAAGGAGGAGGCGGAAGGAAAGGGGAAGCAACAGGGGAAGGAAAUGGGGAGAGGAAGGUAGACGGUGAAAGGAAAGGGGAAGGAGGAGGGGAAUCAACGGCAGUACCGUCAGAAUCAUCAUCAUCAUUAACAGCAGCAGCAGCAGCAGCAGCAGCAGCAGCAGCAGGAGGUGGGGGGGCAAGGAGGAGCGCUGAGAAGGACAGGUGUGCGGUGGAGCAGGGCACGUGGAAAAGGGACAACACGUACCCGUUAUACGCCUCCACGUGUCCUUAUAUCGAGUCCCGGUUCGCCUGCACUGGAAGGCCGUUCUUUGAAUUUGCCCAGUACCGCUGGCAGCCUGCUGGGUGCCUGCUGCCGCGGAUUGAUGCCGGGAAGCUUCUCAGCAGCUUCCGGGACAAGCAUGUUGUGUUUGCAGGCGAUGCUGUGGCGAAGCAGGUGGGGAUGGUGGGUGGGGAGAAUGGUGUGAGAAUGAAUAAUGUGAAUGUUCCUUUCCCUCCUUUGCCUCGUGCGGUGGACCCACUAUGA